AUGUUAUUACUAGGAUUGAUUUUUGGGGUCCUUUCAUCAUGAUUCGAUGCUUUAGGAUUCGUCAUCCAAAAGAAAGGGCACAUACUUGCUGCAGAAAAAGGAAUCAAAUAUCUCAAACAUCCUAUUUGGAUCUUGGGAAUGGUGACACAAAUCUUGGCUAAUCCGUUUCUAUUGGUAGCACUUAACUUGUCUUCUCAGAGUGCAUUAUCGUUUAUCCCUGCACUUGCAAUAAUAAAUAUUGUUAUAUGGUCAAGAGUUAUUCUAGGUGUCAAGGUUACUAAGUACGACUUGUAUGCCCUUUGCUUUAUGAUUCCAGGGAUUGCAUUAAUUAUUACAUCUAGCAGGGUCAGAAAAAUAGACCUUCUUUCUUGGCAGGUCGGAGAUUAUCUAUUUUCAACUCAAACUAUUAUCUAUCUGUGUAUUACUCUUGCACUAUUCAUUGGCUUUGGACUUCUCACUUAUAAGAUGCUUGUUAAGUUCAACUUAUUAAAGAAGGACUCUCUUCGAGACUCCCAAGCAAGUGGUGAAGACGAACAAGUGCAACGCAACAAACCUGAUAUUUUGGAACAGCCGAACAUACUAAUCCCUCUAAUCUUCCUACCCUUCUACGCUGGCUUCACCGCUACCUUCUCCAACACCGUUGCCAAACUAAACAUGAAUGUCCUCCACGACGACGUGUUCAACCACCAAGAUGGUGACCCCAAACUAGGUGUUUACAAAACAACCCUGCUAAUCCUGUUCAACUUCAUGCUUAUCUACAGUAAUCUGUUCCUUCUAAACAAGUGAAUCCAGUACUUCGAACCCAUCUACAUCAUCCCUAUGAAAAAAGUAGCCUUGUUAAUAUAAACAACAUUCUGUGCGGAGGAAUAAUCCUAGAUGAGUUCUCCGAGUUUAAUAAUUACAUGGUCACAGGCGUUAUUUGAGGUGCUUUCCUUUGUACAGUUGGAGUUUCAUUCUUCAUUUUAAAGAGACUCAAACAUAUCAAGAAAUUGAGGCUAAAAGAUUUGAUAAAGCAAACUGAGUUAGGGCGGUUGCCUGAUCAUUCACCUAAGCCAGAUCUUAGUCUGGAAAAACCACACGUUUAGGUUAGAUUAACUCUGAUAGAGAAUGGCUAUUAAAGCCAUAGAAUAGAUAUUCAUC
Moneuplotes crassus is the source of this 1140-nucleotide messenger RNA. NCBI's taxonomy places the organism in Eukaryota, Ciliophora, Spirotrichea, Euplotida, Euplotidae. The record is from the annotation of a GenBank genome assembly.